ACAUGUAAUAAAUGUUUUAUUUCGAAACAAAGGAUUAAUACUAAAUUGAUAAGUAAUCCAAUUGAUAUAUAAUUUUGGAUCAAUAUUCACUAAAUUAAAUUUGAUUGACGAUUCUUUUUGAAAAAUGUUUGAAGAAAUUAUUGAUACAGCGCGUACACUGAACACACUCAAUUUGACAGUUAAGAUUUUGGUGCCGGUGAUUUGCAAUAUUUGUGUGCCCUUAGUUUUUUUUAUGGUCGGUACUAUUAUUUGUUUACGUGUAUUAUUGCGUCGAUAAAAAGUUCUAAGCUGCAUAGAGUGACGUGGAUAAUUUCACGAAAAUCAUUUCCAAAUUCUGAAUAUUUAGAAACUCAAAUUUGACAACAACAAAAGUGCAAUGUCCCAACAAAGCGAUAAAAUUCUUGUACGUGUCCAAUCUGCUGAAGGAAUUAAACGUAUUGAAGUAUCUCCAAAUUCAAAUAUCAGGGAAUUCUUUGAUAUUAUACAGAAGAAACUUAAAGUUGAUGGAUUUGGUAUAUUUAGAGAACGAAAUUUUAUUACUGAGUUGCAUAUAAAUACACCACAGAAGGUUGGGGCAAUUCUCAAACAUGGCGAUAUGGUUUACUUAAAACAAAUGGCUGGCAACUCCAUGAGGAGAACUAGUACAGUUGCUAUUGACGAUUUUGAAACCUCAACAGCUGAUGAUGUGCCGACAACAAGUGCUAAAGAAUUUAGACCAUCAGUAAAUAUUACUGAAGAUGAGGUCGAUCUAUUGUUAGCAAAAAUGGAUGGUCUUAUUCAACGUGAGCGGGAUAGCAAAUUAUGCCAUCAUAAUGCUAAUGGUCGUUGCUUACAUUGUUCUCCUCUGGAACCAUAUGAUGAAACCUAUUUAAAAGAUCAUAAAAUUAAGCAUCUUUCAUUUAACUCAUAUAUACGUAAACAAAAAUCUGGUAUUGAUGGUAAAUAUGUAGCGAUGGAUGAUAUUAAUUGUCGCAUUAAACCUGGCUGUCGUGAACAUCCACCAUGGCCAAAGGGAAUCUGCUCCAAAUGUCAGCCGUCAGCUAUAACUUUAAAUCGUCAAGUUUAUAGACACGUUGACAAUGUUAUGUUUGAAAAUACAACAAUAGUGGAGCGUUUUUUGAAUUACUGGCGUGCAACAGGUCAUCAACGCUUGGGGUAUCUAUAUGGUACAUACGAGGUACAUACCGAUGUACCAUUAGGCAUACGCGCUAAAGUUGCAGCUAUUUAUGAACCACCACAAGAAUCAACUAAAGAUUCUAUUAAAGUACUACACGACGAAGGUGCUAAAGAUGUUGAGGAAGUGGCUGCAGCGUUAGGUUUAAAGAAGAUUGGAUGGAUAUUUACUGAUCUUAUUACUGAAGACAGUGCAAACGGUACUGUUAAACAAUUGCGUGGCAUUGAGACUCAUUUCCUAACAGCUCAAGAAUGUAUAACUGCUGGUGAACUUCAAAAUCGUCAUCCAAAUCCUUGCAAAUAUUCUUCAAGUGGUUAUUUUGGUUCAAAAUUUGUUACAGUUUGUGUUACAGGAGAUAAAACUAAACAAGUGCAUAUGGAAGGAUAUGCAGUUUCUGCACAAUGUAUGGCUUUAGUGCGCGAUAAUUGCUUAAUACCAACUAAGGAUGCUCCUGAACUUGGCUAUGUUCGUGAAUCAUCAGAUAAACAAUAUGUACCGGAUGUAUACUAUAAGGAAAAGGAUCAGUAUGGUAAUGAGGUGCAACGUCUUGCACGUCCACUUCCUGUUGAAUAUCUAUUAGUAGAUGUUCCUGCGUCCACUCCACUUCAACAACAAUACACCUUUACUCAAUAUGAUAAACGUGAACCAUUCCCAGUUGAAAAUCGUUAUUUAGAUGGACAUUUGCAAGAUUUUAAUGCGCUAAGCACAUAUUUAUCGCGUUGGUCAGAUGAAGAGUUCCUAGAGGCAGUAUCUGAUUUUCAUUUACUUGUAUAUUUAUAUAAAAUGGAUGUGCUACCAAUACAUGAUCACAUGAGUGAUUUGUUUGAUGCAGUGCGUUCGAAAAAUCCUAAUUUAGCACAGACUUUUAAGCAGCAAGAAGUUUGGAAAUUGUUGGAAUCAUUGAUACAUGCUAGUUCAUCUGGCAGCGGAGGUACCACAAGUUAUCCCUCAAGGCAAUCAACUGCUACACAAAGAGGUGCACAAGCUAGUGGUAAUGGUAGCGCUAAUUCCUUAAAUUCAGCUGAUGGUGGACAAUGGACUUGUAAUCAUUGUACUUUCAUAAAUGGUCCCGAAUUAAGUUUUUGUGAAAUUUGUUCUCUUCCAAAAGACGAUAAGGACAAUUAAAAAGCUUAAAGGUUAUAAAAAAAGCUCAAUCAUUCAGCAAAUUGUUUAUUUGUUGUUAAGAAUGGCUCACUGUCCACUGUAAAAAGAAGACAAAUAUUAUUAAUUUAAAACAAAAUUUCAUAAUUGUCUAUUAUAAAUUGAUCAAACAAAAAAUUCAAA
This is a messenger RNA of Teleopsis dalmanni, 2458 nucleotides long. It is a transcript of the gene Npl4, whose product is annotated as nuclear protein localization protein 4 homolog. The coding region runs from base 377 to 2299 and encodes 640 amino acids. Gene Ontology annotation, cellular component: nucleus. NCBI's taxonomy places the organism in Eukaryota, Metazoa, Arthropoda, Insecta, Diptera, Diopsidae. The transcript is spliced from 10 exons. Gene Ontology annotation, biological process: ubiquitin-dependent protein catabolic process. Gene Ontology annotation, molecular function: ubiquitin protein ligase binding; ubiquitin binding. The record is from RefSeq and is a predicted model, not a curated record.